AUGGAUGUAGGUGCGCAGGAGGAGAGGAGUCCCAGCCAGGCCAGCAUCCGCUCGGAUUGGAGUGAGGCUGCAAAGGCGUCAGCAAAGGCUGCCAAACAGGACAACGUUCGCAGCCGCAGUGGCAGCCGGCGAAGAAGGAGGGACAACAGUCGCGACUGCAGCCCUGGCCAGCGGAAGCCGAAUGACUGGAACGUCGAGUCAAUGAGGAUCACGGCAGACGACGCGGCUGCUCUGACGUUUGGGGCAGGCGGACGCACGGUCGAACGCAUUGCUCGCGUGUCUGAGGCAGAGGUGGAGCUUCUUGACAAAGACUUGGUUCUGGAGAUGAGAGGCUCAGACUUGCAAAGACGCAGAGCCAAGAAAUAUGCAAACAUCAUAAUGAAGCAACGCAUGGGUCCAAAUGUCAUCACUGACGACUUUGAGGAUGGGGAUCUCACAGUCCUUAGUGUGCCGCCAGAUGUGGUGGGCUAUGUGCAGGGCCAAGGUGGCAGCGUCCUUCGCAGCAUUGAGGAGGAGUGGGGAACCCUAAUGGUUUUCAUCGACACCGACCUCUCAAAAGCCCAGCGUCUGGCAAUCUUCGGUAGCAUCCGGGGCCGGCGUGGCUCAGAGCUGAAAGUCCUUAGCGCUGUGGAGACGAAGAUGUCUGGCUACUUUGCGUCAGUGCGGGAGAUGAUCAUCAGCCGUGACAAGUACAAGGAUCCGACAUCCACUUGGGGAACUGACACGAUGACAUUUCGAGACGAAGGUGAGAUCUCGUAUGCCUUGGGCAAGCAGGGUGGCACAAGGAAGAAAUUGGAGCGCUCUUCUGGAGCUAUCGUCCAAUACGUGGGCAUGGUGGCGGUUGUUUCGGGCACUAAGUCAGAGCGCUGUAGAGUUCGCGAGUACAUGAAGUGGCUCUUUCAACAGCUCGAAGGCCCCGUGUAUGUGGCUGGCUGGGAAGAUCGCGAGGAUUGCACCGUGGUUGACAUACCCAGUGAUUGUAUUGGGUACAUUACAGGCAAUCGGCGGGCAACACUCGGCCUUAUGGAGGAGGAGUGGGGAACGCUAAUGUUCUUCAUGAGUGAGGAUGGUGCGCGUGGUAGUCGAGGAGGUGGCACAGAGAGGCUUGCCAUCUUCGGACCCCAGCGGCCGCGUCGCGGAUCGGAGCUCAAGGUAAUGAGUGGGAUCGAAACGAAGAGCCCUGGAUUCUUUACUCGAGGCAUCCGUGAAAAGAUGUCAGAAAGAAGAGGUUUCGAUACUGAUCGCAUGUUGUUUCGCGAUGAUGAACUCAGUUACGCGCUGGGCAAAGAUGGUGCAACGAGAAAGAAGCUUGAACUUGCCUCUGGAGCUAUUCUGCAGUACGUUGGGCACGUUGCCUUCAUAGCUGGCACGCUCAAAGAACGCAGAAGAUGUCGUGAAUUUGUGAACUGGCUUCUUCAACAGCGGCGGGGCUCCGUCACCAUAACGGAUUUGACACGGCGUGACGAUGUCACGGAGGUCAAAAUCCCAGACAGCUGCAAAGGCUGGGUCACAGGUAAUCGCGGAAGUGAACUUCGGCGCAUGGAGCAGGAGACUGGCACCUUCAUGUUCAUGGCCCUGGAUUCGCGAGGUGAUGAGAGGUUGCUCAUCUUCAGCACCUAUGCCGGCACGAAGACUGGCAUCGGAGGGCGCCGGCACGCAGAACGACUUGUCAAUGAGAUGAUUGACGAGAAGCUGCGUAACGACAUGGAUCGCCGUGGUCGAGGCCGCUCACGCUCUGACAGUCGCCGGCCCAGUCCGAGGAGACGACGCUCCAGCCGGUCGCGCUCUUGGUCUCCUGCUCAGAGGCCGCGAAGUCCACGCGGCAUGCGAAGCUGGGACUAG
Molecule: messenger RNA, 1842 nt
Organism: Symbiodinium pilosum
Lineage: Eukaryota; Dinophyceae; Suessiales; Symbiodiniaceae
Source: the annotation of a GenBank genome assembly